Messenger RNA from Cryptosporidium muris RN66, 3063 nucleotides. RefSeq lists its product as uncharacterized. Bases 1 to 3063 code for a protein of 1020 amino acids. The record is from RefSeq and is a predicted model, not a curated record. The transcript has a single exon. NCBI's taxonomy places the organism in Eukaryota, Apicomplexa, Conoidasida, Eucoccidiorida, Cryptosporidiidae.
AUGUCGAAUUCUUUAACUUGCCAUGCAAUUAGCAUAAUAUGUGGUGAAGAGAUUCGUUAUUUUGAAUUAUCUGAGGUUACAUAUGUUAACCGUAUGAAGAAAUUAUAUGUAUGUGUAGGAUUACACUCUUUAAUAUUUGUUAAACGGGAUUUACGAAAAGUGAUAACUAGAGGUUCUAUUCUUUAUGCAGAUAUUGAGGGAAUAUAUGAGGAUACAAAUAAAAAUACUCAGCUUAUUAUUUUUUUUGAUAAUAAGAAUAAUAAUUGGAUAGAUAAUAAAAUUAGCUUUGCAUGUUUAAAUAGAUAUAUUUUGUGCAAUUUUUUGGAGGUAGCCUGGACCACUGACUAUAUAUUUAGAACUGGGAAAUAUCUUAAUCUUCCACGCUAUGAAAUAGAUCUAGGAGCUUUAGAUAAUGAUAUAAAAGUAAAUAAAAAGAAGCAAAAGUAUAUUAAACUAAAAGUUAAGGAAAGAUUUAUGUUAUUAUGGGAUUCAAAUAGAGGGGGUAUAAAUAAUUCACGUAGACGUUCUAAACGUAUUGUAGGGAAAAUUGAUGAAGAAACUAGAACAGAAUUAGAAAAAUUAGUAUCUAAAAACAAAUCAAUUGUUAGUUCAAUACCCCAAUAUCCUGAAAUUAAAGAAUUUAAUGGAUAUAGGAAAUAUGAGUAUGAAGGAUAUUUUUUUUUUGCUAGGAAAGGAUUUGAGAAUAAAGCUACACAGGUUUAUUAUUCACAAACUGGAUCAUAUGUAUCAUUUAAUGGAGUUGAAAUUACGAUUUAUAUUUAUCCAUCCUUAUCCUUUCAUAACAAAAAGCCUGGAAUAACUAAUUUGGGAAGUAAUAAAGCAGCUAACAAAUAUUUACCUAAUGCAACUUCAACAGUUGGAAGCUUACAAAAUGUUGCCCUUGAGUAUAUUAGAUUUCUUUUGAGCUCAUCAAUAGACAGACGUUAUAUAGUAUAUAAAAAUAAUUAUUACUCAAAAAAAAUGAAUCUUUCGGAUGAUAUUUCAACUUGGAUUGGUUGGGAGAUAUACCUGAAGACAUCUAAGAAAGCUAUUGCAUGUAUACUUUUAAGACGAUCUUAUAUUCCCCCUACUUUAGAUUCAUAUCAAGAUAUAGCAAUAACAUAUAGUUGUUACUAUGAUGAUAUGAAAAAGUAUAAUAUUACUGAUAGAGAUUUACUUCGAGAAUGUCGCCAAUCUGCAGAUACUUUUUCUCCUAUUUCUCAACAUCACACAUGGUAUUUAGAGAUUGUUCAAUCACAACUUGAUACACUACUAUAUGAUGAAUCUUCUUAUUUAUGGAUAGGUUCACAUAUCAAACUUUAUCCAAUAUUUCGUGAGAGUGCUAAGCACUUUUUAAAAUCUAUAUUAUUAAUGCUUAAAAGUGCAAAUACUUUAGUUGAUAUGGAACUAUUAGACGAUAUUAACCGCUUAGAUAGAAGUGGUUCUUCAAAAUAUGAUUUAAAUUCAUAUGAUAUAGAUGAAUCUAAAGGAUUACCUGAAACUUUUGAGGAUCCUUUAAAAUUUAUUAAUGAAACACUAGUUAAUUUACCAGGUAUUGAUGUAUUUUCUAAAGAUAAAGGUGAAAAAAGAAAGUUGCACUUAUUUGAAGUGAGAUUCGCACGUUAUUUAUCAUUUUGUAUUGAUGGCGGAUUAUUAGGAGCUCGAUUUGUACUUGAAGAUUUGGUAGCUGCCGUUGGACUGACAGAGCCAAAAAUUGAUAUUAAAUUAAGGCAAGUCUUAGAUUAUCUUCUUCAUGUAAGAUCUAAGAAUAUAGAUGAACCUUAUAAACAAAUUUCUUUAGUAAAGCUAUUGGAGGAUCCUUCAUUUGUAAGAAAUUACUACUUUAUUCCUUCUGUUAUGGCAAGGUUUGUGAGUAGUGGAUAUUGUGCAAGAUUAGUUCCAGCAGGUAAUGAAAUCCUUUAUGUUGAAUUUUUGGCAAAUUUAUUAGUACUACCUAUGGAAUCUUCAUUUGGUUCAAAAUUACAGUUACGAAUAGCAAUUUUACAGCAAAUAUUACAUGCAACAAAAUCUCCCAGUAAGCAUGACUACUAUAUUUGCGCUAUUCCCUUAAUUGUAGAAAUACUAAUAGGGGAUGUGAAGAUAAAUGAUAACAUAGCAGCGAGAUAUGCAGCUGCAUGUUUACUGAAUUUGUGUUUUUCUAAUGACAAUAUAAAAGAGAAAAUGAUGACAUGUGGAAUAUCUUAUGCUAUAAUUCAGAGACUAUCAGUGAGAGAUGACGAUCAAUUGACUAUAUUAUGCUUAUCAUUAGCAAUAAACCUCACAAAAAUUUCUUCACAUAGACGAACCUUUAUUUCUGAUGGCAUUCUAACAAUAGUUGCAGAUAUUUUUCAUGAAGAAGCAAUGUAUAUAAAUAGUCAAAAUUUACUAACAAAUAUAUUGAGUAGUUCUAUAACUGGAGAAGAAACCCAAGAUUUGUCUCCAAAAAAUGAACAGUUGGACCUACUUUCAGUUUUAUUAGGGUUAAUUGGUCAAUUGUUAAAUGAAGAUGAUGUUCGCAAGUUAUUUAUUUCAAAGUGGUGUAUAAUGGACUACAUAUUAUUUUUAUUUCAUGAAUUAGAGAUAAAUAUUCAGUCUAGUCCGGAAAUUAUCUGUAAAUUAUUGUUUUGUCUAAGACAGCUUUGCAUCUCUAAUUGGGCUGCACAAUUCAGAGUAGGUAGGCAUUGCAUAACUUCAUUGAUCAGUAUUUUAUCAACCCAUAUUAAUAGACCAAAGAAAUUAGAUUACUCAGAACAAGUUUAUCUUUACUAUUAUUCAUAUUGGAUUGCAAAUAAUUCUAUAGGAAAUUCUUCAUUCCAAAAGAGUUUAAAUACUCAAAAUAAAGUAGCUAAUAGUCAGUCAAAUAAUAUAGGAGAUGUUAUUUAUAACACUUUGCUUUUACUAGAGAUACUUACCUCCUAUCAUCCCAAUUGUUAUGAAAUGAUCCAUAAUGGAAUAGAGGAUGCUAUAGAAAUAUGCUCAAGCAAUUAUAGUGUAGACACUAUAACUACUAAGUUGAACUUAUUAAAAAAAGUAAUUAACGAGAUUAGUUACAACACAAGUUAG